Messenger RNA from Dermatophagoides pteronyssinus (European house dust mite), 773 nucleotides. Its product is annotated as filamin-B-like. Gene Ontology annotation, molecular function: actin filament binding. NCBI's taxonomy places the organism in Eukaryota, Metazoa, Arthropoda, Arachnida, Sarcoptiformes, Pyroglyphidae. The record is from RefSeq and is a predicted model, not a curated record. Gene Ontology annotation, biological process: actin cytoskeleton organization.
GAGAGAGAAUAUUCCAUAGCAAUAAUGAUGGUGUGUGAGAGAAUUGGAUGCAAUCAUCAUUCAUGUCAAACAUUGUUAGUUAGCUAAAAAGAUUCACCCAGCAAAACAAUCAGUCGUUGUUCAGUUACGGUGUUGGUUUUUUGUUGAAAAAAUUUCCAUUUUUGAAUCGCAAUAAUGAGUAUCUCAGCACAUGGAGGUGGUUUGGUCAACGGCAUUGCCGGUAUGGAGAAUAAAUUCACAGUUUUUACAUCGGGAAAGCCUGUGUCCGGGUUGACUGUUGCCUUUGAAGGUCCAACGAAACCUGAGAUAAACUUCAAUUCAACGAAAGACGGUUCAGUCGAUGUUGGUUAUAUACCGAAAGCAGGUGGUCAAUACAAAAUCCAUAUUAAAUAUGAAGGAAAAGAAAUCGUGGGAUCACCAUUCAAAUGUAAUAUUUCGGGUGAUGAAUCUACACACCGAAAACUGACAGAAAAAGUGAAAGUUGGUGGCCCAAAUAUCAGCACCGGCAAAGUGAACCAAGAUAAUCAAUUGACCAUCGAUUGUAAAGAAGCUGGCAUUACUGGUGGCAUCAGUUUUGCGAUGGAAGGACCAGCCAAAGUAGAAGUGAGUUUUCGCAAUAAUAAUGAUGGCACUAUUACGGUCAUCUACAAACCACCGACACCGGGUGAUUAUAAACUUCACUUGAAGUUCAAUGAUAUUCACUUGCCCGGCAGUCCAUAUCCGAUCGUUGUAUCUGCCUAGAAACUUGAACCAUCAACCAAGAAAUUUCUGGU